ACCCCGCACACAUGCCACACGCACCGCUGCACACACGCACCUAGGAACACGCGGGCACACACAGGCACGCACGCACGGUAGCGGCAGCCCCCAGGAGGGCACACACGCGCGAACGCAGACACGCGCGCACACACACACGCACACACGCACACACACACACACACACACGCAAGCAGAGCCCCUGGACACGCGCGCAUGCCGGAACGACGGGAUCACAAACGGAGACGGGCUGGGAAGAGAUAAGGGAAGCGUCGGGAAGGAGGAACGCGCGAACGCCGUCCGUCGGAUCGGGGGAUCUGGAGCCCAGGGAGCGGAUCCGUCUCCGCUGGGAAAACCCCCCCCCCCUCGGCUCUCCCACUCCCACAUGACGCCGGAACAUCUCCAAGGAUUAAAGUUCACACCUGCAGCGGAGAUCGCUCAACUCCCCCUUUUCCCUCUCUCCUUUCCCACUUCUCCCUCUUCAGCCGAGGUUGUCGGCGGCAACGGAAGACUCUCCAGCUCUCCGCUCUGAGGAUCUAACAUUUUUUUCUGUCGUUUUUUUUUUUUUUUUUUUUGGUGUUUGUUUUUUUUUUUUAAAUCUGGUGAAGCUCCAAAACGUAGCCCGGUGUUUGGGGGGACACGGAUUUUGGGAGACGGGAUUUCCCGGCACAGGGGACUGAUCUCCGCUCUCCCCCCGGUGAGGAGGCUGGGGCGUGGGGUGGCACUGCGCCGAGGCAGCCCGAUGCCAGUCCUGAUCUAGGGCAGCAUUAACGCAGGACGGUCCGAAAUGCAGCUCCUCGCCGCGCCCCCCAAGAGGAGCCGAGGCGGGAGGACUCAGAGCAGCGCCGCUCUGCUGUGGUUCCUGUGGGCCCUGGCGGCGGUGCUGGGGCGGGGGAGCGGCUGCCCGUCCGUCUGCGCGUGCAACGGCACGGUGGCGGACUGCAGCGGGCGCGGCCUCCUGGCCGUGCCCGCCCUGAGCCUGUCCCCCGGGCACAGCGCCCUCCUGCUGCCCAACAACCGGCUGAGCGUCCUCCCGCCCGACGCCUUCGCCAACGCCACCUCCCUGGAGCGCCUGGACCUCUCCAACAACUUCCUGGACAACCUCCCCGCCGCGCUCUUCCGCGACAUGGCCAACCUGAGCGAGGUCUCGCUCCGCAACAACAGCCUGACCGUGCUGGACCGCGAGCUGUUCCAGGGCCUGACGCAGCUGCGCAGGCUGGACCUGUCGCUGAACGGGCUGUCCGCCGUGCCGCUGGGCCUGCUGGACGACGCCAGCGGCCUGACCUGGCUCUCGCUGGCCACCAACAGGCUGCACGCCCUGGAGAGGGCCGCCUUCGAGCCGCUGGCCAACCUGCAGUUCCUCCAGCUGGGGGGCAACCCCUGGGAGUGCGACUGCAACCUGCGCGACUUCAAGCACUGGAUCGAGUGGCUGCUGUACAGAGGUGGGCGGUUGGACGCGGUGGAGUGCACGCUGCCCAAGGACCUGCGGGGGCGGGACAUCCGAGGCGUUCCCGUGGAGAUGUUCAACUACUGCCUGCAGCUGGAGGACGAGAACGGGGGCGCCAAGGGGGGGUCCCCGCCCUGCGGCCGGGGAGGGGGGGGCCCCCCGCCCUCGGAGGGGCCCCCCGCGGCGGCGGACGCGGCGGCCCCGGCGCCGGACUGCGUGCGGCAGCGCUACCGGCCCGUGAGCGUGCGCCGGGCCAUCGGCACGGUGGUCAUCGCCGGCGUGGUCUGCGGCAUCGUCUGCAUCAUGAUGGUGGCGGCCGCCGCCUACGGCUGCAUCUACGCCUCGCUCAUGGCCAAGUACCAGCGCGAGCUGAAGAAGAGGCAGCCGCUGAUGGGCGACGGGGACGCCGACGCCGACGGCGAGGAGAAGCAGAUCUCCUCCGUGGCGUAGAGGGGGAGGCGCGGGGACGCCCGCUUUCGCUAACCUCCCCCUCCCCCCCCCCCCCCCGGCUCCGUGGCGUUUCCUCCACCUCCAUUCCUGCCGCCGUGUCAGCGAGGAGCGCGCUCGCGGCACCUCCUUCCUCUCCGGACCCCUCCCCUCCCCUCCCCCUGUCGUCUCUCCUCCUGUGUGUCCCUCCUGAGGAGGUUAGGAGCGCGUCAGGGCACGGACGCCCCCAGGCACCUUUUCGGCUUGCCCGUGGAACAAAGCCGGCGCAGAUGGCCGGCGAGCGAAAAGCGUUGCGCGGAAACAGUGUCUGUGUGCGAACGUGGUGAACUGCGUCUCUGAAGAGCGCCUCCUGCUGGCCACUGACCAUUUGCCCUCAGCCAGGAACAUUCAGACGGUUUCUCUCAAGGGUCCUUACACCCUCUCUGCUACUACAUGCCUUUCCCAAUGGUGACAGACCCCCCCAACCCCACCUCAAACAAGUGGGACUGUUUUUAAAGGGCGGGGAAGGAGCCCUCCAGGGGCCUAUUGCCCUCUGUCCCGCUGUCAGUGACCCUCUGGGCAGCACAAACAGUCCUCCAAACCCUCUUUCAGCUCACAAUAUUGCUCGGCUGUCUCCACAGUGACACUAAUAUCCCCAUUUCUCUCUAUAUUAUACUAUAUCGCUGUAUUAUAUAGAAUGAUAUCAUGUUCUGUAUUUUGUGAUGUGGCCUCUUUUUCAUUUUUCACUAUUGUGUUGUUUUGUUUGUUUGUUUGUUUGUUUGUUGGUUUGCAUCUUAGGUCAUUAUUUAUUAUUUUGAGCAUUUGUUUACAGAAAAUAUUUUAGUUUGGAAGGUAUGAUAUCCCAGUGCAAAUUGUUUUAGAGAUGGGUAGGUUUCUUCAAAGAGAAAACGAACAGUAUACUAAUAUUAAUAUAAUAAUCUUAAUAAUAUUUGUUGUGUGUGCAGUAUUAGCUCUGUCAUUAUCUAGAUCCCAGUCAGUGGAUGCAGGUUUACCUUAUCUGAGUAUAGAGUAGGAGGAAACCCCAAAUAGUUAGUCGCCCAAGGUGUGACCCAUGGGGAACCCCGGAACCUGACGGGUGCCAGAUAGGCAGGAAGGCAGAAAAAGGAGGGAAUAGCAAGGGGAACAUAAUGUUUUCCCACCGCAUAGGGCACCCCGAAAGCCCCAGUCAGAGGGACUACUAUUUUGACAAACAGAAUAAAACAAUGCCUCCGAGUGUUUGCUGGUUGAUAUCCUAAUUUUGUUUGUCAGUCUUUGUUCUCCCCUUUUAGUGUCUAGAGUCUGUCUGAUGUACUUUUUUUUUUUUGCUUUCUUGUCAAAUGCAUUUUCUUGUUGUUUCUCUGAAUGGUAUAGCCAUGCUUAGUUCUGUGUUGAUGGACCAACUUCAGGUGAUCAGGUUUUUUUACAAUGCUGGUGUGGAGCGUGAGCCGUGACAUGAGUGUGAGGAAGGUGACUGUUUAAUUACGGUGUUUGGGUGCACAUCGCCUUCCGGAGGGAAUGUUCCUUCUCUUCUGCUCUUUCCUGGCAGGCUGCCCAGCAGGUCUCUAUCGUUAAAGCAGCAUUUACCAUUUGUUUUUGCGGAAUCCAUUUUAAAACAUUUGAAAAAUAAAAAAUAAUAGUUGUGCAAAUGGCUGAGGAAAUAAAAACACAUAGAGGGCUCUUAGCCUAAAGCACUUCCCAGCAAUAAGUGUUUGCCCAAUUCCCCAGAAACUAGGCUUGGCCCUUGACACAGUACUUUCCAAAAAUUAAGCACAAAAGCGGCUUCCAAGCCUAGCAACAGACAGUAAUAAGCAGAGAGACCCUGCCCUGUGUGGCCCUGAACUGGGAAAGAGCAGGAGAAGGCUGCUGUGGUCACAGACCUCAGCUGAUGUCAGCAGUGGACAGAAGAACAAACACAGGUGGAUUGUGGGAUUGUUCCCUGCCUAGGCAAGAGAUGACAUUGCUUUCUGACCAAAGCUGGGUCAAGACCAUUAGCUCUGUCGAAAGCUUUAAGGAAAAAGCAAUGAGCAAAAAAUAAUAAUAAUGUAAUUGUGACUCUUUUUGUUGAGAGAGAAUUUGAGGUCUUCCAAUGUACAGUAAAUGGCAGUGAAUGGUAGAGGUAGUUAGGUUGGGGUUAGGGGUACUCCGCAGUGCACACUCUCUUGAUUAGCUGUGAAACUGGUGAUAAGUAAACAGACAGCUGUGGACAUCUCUAUCACCCCUAAGCUUUAAGCGAAGACCCUCAGGGCAUGCUUCUGCCCGUCUGCAUCACAGAUAAGCCGUCAGUCACCAUGCCGAUCUCACAGCGAGCCAGGUGAAAUAAGGAGGCUAAACAGGAAGUAUACUCUUACCCGUAAACUGAUGCGGGCAUUACAUUGCCCCCAAUCCACCCCGUAGGAUAUACAUCAGAGGGAGUUUAAAACUGGUUCAAAGAGGCUGCUGGUGGGAGCUUUGAUAUGUCCUUCACUGUCACACACACACACACACACACACAUUUAAACACGCGCACACACGCAAAUAUACAGACCCAUACACACACACACGCGCGCAAAAACACACACGCACAGGUACCAAUUCCCCACGCUGUCUGUGUAAGCAUCACCCGCUCUCCCCCUCGUCAGUGAUUUGCUUUUUGCCAGCUGUCAGAAGCAGAGCCCACAGCUCCCUGGCGGCCGGGUCUACAUUCGCAAGCCAGCGCUGAAAUUCCACAGGCUGGAUUUCUUACUUCGCUCCUUCGACUCAAACACACAGCGGGCGGCGGCAGCGAUUAUCAAACACGGCCGCUAACACCCGUCUCUCGUACCGGCGGCCCUAUAAAACACCCUGGCGCAUUCCGUCUUCACGACGAUGCACUUGGGUAAUUACAACCGUCUAAUGUUUGAGUUAGGCCUCUAUAAAUGCCAGUCCAAUAAUGAAUGUGGGCAUUCACAAUGCCCAACUGUCCCGAUGCGGCUAGGAAAUUAGGAAUAAAAAAAUAAAAAAAAGCACAGCUUACGAUAGAAGAGGACUGCUGCAUAGAACUAAUGGUGGAAGAAAGCAGACGCAACCCAAAUUAAAUGAUUUAUAUUGGCUCUCAGGAAAUAGCAAAUAUAUCAGCAAAUAAUUUUGUGAGGUUUUGUCGGUUGAAUCUAAGAAAUGUUUUGUUUUUGUUGGCUGAACAAUCAAACAAAUUAUCCGGUUGAUAUACCCUCUUGUGACUCCAGUAUACUGGAUAUUUUAGUUGGGUAAAAUAUAGCAGGAGAUAAUUAUAGGUCGCAAUUAUUUGAAUUCAGUGCUGCUGCCUUUAUAUGAAUAUGUAAAGAGGCUCAAUUGGUUUUUAUUUGUUUAAUAUUAGCUUUAAAACUACUCUCUCUGUGUGAAACAGUGUCACCUAGAGGUACUAAUGAGAAUAGCACAAACAACAGCACACCAAGGCAGAAGGGGACAGGCUUAAUAAGGAUUGUUGUGAAUUUGUGGUAAAAAUCUGAUAAAAGAAAUUAAAUGGAUACAAUAAAAAUACAACCAAAAUAACAAUUAGCUAAAGAGGAAUCGGAAGUGAUCAGAAUGACAUUAAACAUCCCAUUCUGAUACAUGUAAACAUGGAAGAUUUGUUCAUAUUUUCCAAUGCUACAUGGGUUUUCAAUGUAUGUGUCCAAAAUAUUGGAACUCAUCCUUACCAAUAACUAGGACAAUGGCCGAACAGCCCCAUAUGUAAACAUUUUAUAGCAUACAUGUUCUACGUUUCUGUGAAAAGUGUGUCUAUGUGUGUCUUGGUAUCUUAUAACAUAUGCUACAAUCAUAUUUACCAAGUAAAGUAGAAUGUGUAGAAAUGUUUUAGGCAGUACCUUAUUUUUAAAAUUAUGAUUAUUAACAAUAUUAUUAUACAAUAGUAUUAACUAAAACCCAGAGAGUGACUAUGUGCAGAACCCUAUACCAUUCUACCAUUCGUCUUGUUGCCCUUAUGAAAUAACAACCGUAAGAAUACUUUUGUAGAUUGUCAUUGUCACUGAAAUGGCCCUACCAUGUGUAUUUCCUCUAUGAUUAUGGAGAUAAUGAGUGUACAAGCUAUUAUAAUUAUCAGAGAAUGAAAAACAAAUCAUGGAAUUACGAGUGGUUCAACGGCGUCAAUGUUUGGAAGAAAAAAAAGCACUUUACGAACGCAAAAGAAGCUAUUAAUGGUACAAACUGUCACGCUUUCCCGACAAUUUAGUAAACAAGCAAAUUGCGAGAGCAGCCUAUUACAAUAAACUAAUGAAUACAUUGAAGAAACGUAACAUUUUAAAAAGGUCUCCAUCUAUCAAAACCCAACUAAUGCAUCUCAACUUACAGCAAAUGUGAAGUGCACCGCGUCUUCACUACACCCGCCCGUUGGCCACUUAGGGCCAGAUUUACUAAGGCCUCCAGCGCAAGCGAGACAUUUUAGCGCACGGAAAACUAAUAACACCGCCAAUCAUCAGUCAUGUUAUUGGUUUUGCAUGCGCUAACAGGUUUUGCGCACGCUAAAGGUCCGAGCAAAUCAGGCUCUUAGUGCACCAAACACCUCCAAUUUCCUCUGCUAAUAUGGAUAAAUAUAGCUGGGUGGAGAAGGAUUGCUGCUCUUGGCUGGGCAGACAGAAAAGCUGGCCCUUUUUUAAGCGGGCUCCGAGUUUCCUUUACUAGGCUACUUCAUCACGUAUUUAUUUAACUAUUUAUUAAUUUAUUUAUUUAUCUGUUUUUCUAAAAAAAAAAAAAAAUUGUUAUAAAGAAAUUAUAUGGGAUGAAAUAAAAAUGCUUCUUUAUUUUUUGCUCAAAAUUACAAAGCUGUUUGAAAUACUAUUUGUGGGUUGUGGAUUAAGAUCUGUCGAAAAAAACAAUAAAGAAUGUAUUUCCUUAAA
Messenger RNA from Conger conger (European conger), 6702 nucleotides. It is a transcript of the gene lrtm2a, whose product is annotated as leucine-rich repeats and transmembrane domains 2a. Bases 767 to 1876 code for a protein of 369 amino acids. Gene Ontology annotation, molecular function: protein binding. The record is from RefSeq and is a predicted model, not a curated record. The transcript is spliced from 4 exons. Gene Ontology annotation, cellular component: plasma membrane. Lineage: Eukaryota; Metazoa; Chordata; Actinopteri; Anguilliformes; Congridae.